CACUACAGUUACGAAAUGCAAAAUCUUUUUGCAUCUGACCAAGGCGUUGCCCAUCAAACCCACGCACCGCCGGUUCCUUGCCAGCGCAGCGCCGACGCUCCAUCUUGGGUACCCCUCCAUCUUCCUCGCAGCUCCGCCCAGGCUCGGUCCCUCAGCGCAGAUCUUCUGCUCCUUCCCCCACUCGCGCGCGCUCAGGCUCGGUCCCAGGGAUCGGAUCUUCCGCGCAUCGGCGGCUCCCCCUCGGCGGCGUCCAGCGACGGAGGGGCAGUCCCAGGCUCGUCGUCGGCGGCGGCGGCGGCGGCUCCCCCUCCCGCCUCUCGCCAGUCGCCUCGCGCCCUCGCCUCCGUCCUCCGCGCACCGGCCGGCGACCCUGCGUACGCACCUCUCCCUCUCCCCUCCCGCCUCUGCUGUGCCAUGGGAGCCCGGCCAGCUGCCCAGGGUGGCCGGGCCUUGGCUCCGCCGGUGGUGCAGGUGGUGGAUUUGUCUUCCGACUCCGAGGGCGAGGUGUCGGCGCACUCGCCAGAUCACAAGCGCCCCUCUUGGCAGCCGGCUCCAGACUCCAAUCGCGGGGGUGGCGACACUGGUUCCAGCGCCAUGGACAUCCUCUUCGAGCAAGCGGCUGCGGGCGCGGCGUGGGGUGACGCGCUGAAGAAAGGGAAGGAUAAGGUCGUGGAGGGGGAGAGCGCGAGGCCUCCAAAGCACAGUGGAGAAUUGCUCGGUGCUGCUGGCCGCGUCCUGGGAGCUGGGAGUGAUCCGUGGAGCGCAGUGGUGAGCAAGUGCAAGGCUGGGGACGGUGGGAAUAAUGGAGCUGGGUGUUGGGGUACUUGGGGUGACCGGGGUGGCCGCGUCCUGGGAGCUGGGAGUGAUCCGUGGAGCGCACUGGUGAGCAAGUGCAAGGCUGGGGACGGUGGGAAUCAUGGAGCUGGGUGUUGGGGUACUUGGGGCGAUCAGCUUGCUAACUCGGCCCCCAUGCCGCGUCUAGGGUCAGAGAGGAAGGGGUUUCAUGAGACAUAUGCACUGCGAGGGAUGCCUCAGCUUCACAGUGAUUCUGCAGCAUCCAGUGACAAGUGGAAGGGUAUUCUUGGUGCAAGCCCUGCUGAUCAUGCCAACUCACUGUGGAGCUCCUGUGAUACUGACAUGGAAGAUAAUGUGGAUGAAACCUUCUCCCAGAGGUCUGCGUCUGCUCGUGAAAUUUCUAACUGUGAUGAUUUUCUUAUGGAAGAUAGUAGCUCGUCAUGGCUAUCGAAGAUCAAAGGGCUGCACUUCCCACUUCCUGACGAGCAUCAGUUGAGAACCAGGCAGAUUGAGGAUGAUGAGGCGUUUGCCCGCAGACUUCAAGAGCAGCUCAAUCAGGAACAGCCAGGCUCUCAGCAUUCUGAAGCGGUUGAUGCAACAAUAGCCUGGACAUUACAUGAGCAAGAUGCUGAGCAUGCCAGAUUUGCUGCAAGAGAAGGCCAGUCUAGUUCUAGCCAGAGGGACAGAUCAAUGGCACAUCUAUAUUCUUAUGGACGUCACUCACCUGUUCAAAGUUUUGCUGCUUGGGCAUCCAAUCUUCCUCCAAUUCCAAUGCCAAGCUUUAGAGGUUUGCAAAGGAACUCCAACUGCCCUCAAGCGGAGCAACGCAAUAUGCUUAUCUCUCAGUUAACCAAGGGAUGCUUCGGAGAAGACAUGGAUCUAGAAAUGAGAAUGGCUGUACUGGACUCGCUUUCUGAAGCAUUUAGGAACUGCGAGGACACACUUUCUCCAGAUUCUGAUGUUGAUUAUGAGGACAGCAUAGCAUUUGAUGUGGAGAUCCAGUACAGAGGUGCUUCUGAUGAUCAAAUAAACAGCCUGCCGCUAUCACUAGUUGAGGGCGGAAAUUGUUCGGAUGAACCCUGUAACAUAUGCUUGGAUUGCCCUGCUGCUGGUGAUUCCAUCCGGCAUUUGCCAUGCUUGCACAAGUUUCACAAAAAGUGCAUUGACAGGUGGCUUGGGAUGAGGACAUGUUGCCCGAUUUGCAAGUCAAAUGUAUUCUCCCAGUAGGCCGUGGGCAUCUCUUAUACUUUUGGAGUAGCAUCUCCUAUACUUUUGGAGUAGCAUCGAAGAUAGAUAGCUGACUAAUAGGAGACAUUGGUACUGCUGGUACAGCUGUGAUGUGAACAUUGUGGUGUGACUUUGCUCUCUUCUGCUCGGGGGAGCAUCUAAAUUCUGUGGCUGUGGAUAAAUUUACUGUUGUGCGAGAAGGCAUGGAAAACCUGGCCUUGUUUAGUUCCCAAAAAUUUUGCAAAAUUUU
Molecule: messenger RNA, 2272 nt
Organism: Sorghum bicolor (sorghum)
Lineage: Eukaryota; Viridiplantae; Streptophyta; Magnoliopsida; Poales; Poaceae
Exons: 8
Coding region: 16-2022 (668 amino acids)
Source: RefSeq, a predicted model, not a curated record